CCCAGAGCUCCAUUCCCAUGGGACCUCGCUCCCAUGGGUCUCUACUAUAGGGUCCCGCUCUCAGAGAAGGAGACUCCUAAAGGUCCUGUCCCCACUGUACCUGCUCUCAUAAGAGCCCCGCUCCCACAUGGUCUUUCCCCCAGCUCCACCCCUCUGCAUGGGAGGUCCCUUUGGAAUACCCCCAGCAUGUCCUACCUGGCCCGGGUGUUCCGAGGCCUUUCCCUCUCCCUCUGACCAGCUCUGUGUUCCAACAGUGAAUAGUGUUUAUGCUUCACUGUUUUCAGCACGUGAGAGGGCUAUGGAGCUGCCUGGGGGCCUUCGGGCCAGACCAUGGGCAAGAAGCUGUGGAAACCAGAUCCAGACAUGCCCCCUGCCUAGAACAAGGUGUCCUUUGGCAUGAAGAACAGAUUAGGGUGGAUGUGGGCGGACUUCUGACCCGCUUGUGGGGACACCAAGAGCAGGUGUCUGGAGUCACAAGAUGGCCCCAGCUGGACCCAGCAGGCUUUCUUUUCCUUGGCUGGGACCCAGGAGACCCUGGCAGGUGUUUAGGGUCUGAGGACUACAAUACCCUAGGUCAGCCCUGCCCUCCCUCCACACCCACCUGGCCCUGCCGCACUUCCCGAAGAGGAGCAUUGGCCAGGGGGGGCAUGAAGAAACGGGUUUCUGUGCAAGUUUCACCAAUAUCGUUCUUCAGUCAGGCCUUGUCCCUCUGGAGCCUGGUCACUGCUGGGAUGGGCCCUUGGUGGGCUCUGUGGCUGACUCUCACCUUUCCCCAAAUCCUGGAGGGCCAAAUUCCAAGCAAGCUUCAAGGCUUUCCUGAGCUGACUAGCUUCCACAAUGACCAGUUUCAGGGGGAAUGGUUUGUCCUCGGUCUGGCGGGCAACACCUACAAGAGAGAGCACCGGACCCUGCUCAGCCCCUACAUCGCAUUGUUCGAGCUGAAAAACAACAGCUAUUUUCAGGUGACCAACACCAUGACUCGGGGCAAGCGCUGUGACGCUUGGUCCUAUGCUCUGAUCCCAACAACCAAGCCUGGGCAGUUCACCGUGGAGAACAAAGGUGAGCGUGGCAUGAGUGGGGAGGGCACCGCUGCCUUGGGGACCUCACAUGUGUGUUCCUCGGGGUCAGAGACUGGAGCAGACAGAGAAGACAUACACGUCAUCGAGACAGACUACACCAACUUCGCCCUGGUACUGUCCCUCAGACAAACAAGCAGCCUGACCAUCAUCAGGGUCAACCUUCUGGGUAGAAAAUGGAGGCUUCCUCAUAAGCCAAUAGACAGGUUUGUCUGCCUGGCCAGAACCCAGAACCUCACAAAGAACAACUUCAUCUUCCCCGAUGUGACCGGUAAUGGGUUUGCAGCAGUGGAUGAUGGGAAGGGGGAUGGGAUCUGGGGACGAUGGUGGCACCUUCCCCAGCCUUCACAAGUCCAGUGCCUAUCCUCAGAGGGCAAGUGCUUGCUACAGAGUUGUUCAGCCUGAAUCAGCAGGGAGGUGCUCAUGGCUCAUGCUCUUAUCUGAAUCCCAGGCCACUUCCUCCCAACCCUGUGUCACUGUCCCAGGCUGCCCCCUCCUGGCCCUGGUUCUGUCCCGGGAGGAUAGUUCCCUGCUCACAGGAGACUGGAAUUCAUCCAGGGAAGUCCUUGAAUUUGGUCAGCCUCUUUCUGGCAGGAAAGUCUCCGGGAGCCCAAGGCCAAGGGGCUUCAGGGCUGAGCCCUGUCUUCAGCCUCACUCCUCUCAAGGAUGGAUCAGGAUCCCCUCAACUCCCGCCCUGUCCAAGGACCUUCCCCAUCAUGCCUCUCCAUGCAUACCU
Alexandromys fortis (reed vole) is the source of this 1812-nucleotide messenger RNA. It is a transcript of the gene Lcn12, whose product is annotated as lipocalin 12. Gene Ontology annotation, molecular function: small molecule binding. The coding region runs from base 267 to 1481 and encodes 404 amino acids. NCBI's taxonomy places the organism in Eukaryota, Metazoa, Chordata, Mammalia, Rodentia, Cricetidae. The record is from RefSeq and is a predicted model, not a curated record. The transcript has 4 exons.